GAAUUCCGAGUCGAAGCUUGUUUGGGUUUGUUGAUAUGGCCAUUCCGAAUAGGGAUAAUCAGUUCUUAUUCUGUUUGAAGGAUUCAACAAAUUUCAAUAUUAAUGAACCAGUUAUUAGGAAAACUAAUGCACCUAUUAUAAUUGAAAAACGUAUACCAAAAGCGACUUCUGAUACUUCCCAUUUUAAAGUUGUUAGAGAAGAUCUUUUGGAAAAAUGUCAUUUUUUAGCAAAGUGCGAUUUAAAAAAGGAAAUGGAAAGAAAAUCUUUGAGUCCGAAAAAGAAUAAACAAAAUUCGAAAACUGACAAGUAUCGAAAGGUCAGAUUUUGUUCUCGUUAUGGAAAAGAAAGAGAAGAAAACGAACCCCCAAAACCUGUACCAAACGUUCACAAGUCUUUAAGGCAAGAAAAGUGGAAUUCUCAGAAUUUGGUAUCAAGUGAAGUUAAAAUAAGAACACUCAGGGCUGAUGGAAAAUGCGUAAGAGAAAAUUUGGAAGAAGUUUUAGUACGUAUGGAUGAUAUCAUACGAUUGAUAAAGAGAGGAUUUAAUGCGGGAAGAGAUCAGAAAAAGAAAAUGACAGAAUCAGAAUUUUUAACAAAUUGUAAUAAAGCUAAUUUAGCAAUGAGACAUUGCCAAAGAAAAUGCUAUACUAUUCAAGAUGAUCUGAAAUCUCUUACUAGUAAACUUAAUAAGAAUAACAUUUCUCAAUACACACGACUGAUUCGAUGCAUGAAUGAAAUACUUAACGUAGCGAAAACACUUUGGACUGUACUCCCAUUUGUUAAAGUGGAAAACUAUUUAUUACCAUCACCUUAUGAAAGUAUUUUUACAAUUCGGAAUGAACUGGAUGUCAUUUGCCCUGAAUAUGAUAUAGAAUGUCCUCCAAAGGUUGUAAGAUCUCAGGAAGUUGAAGAAAAAGUUUGUGAAAAGAAGGUCAAAUCCAUCACAUCCACACAGGCAAUUGCAAAACUCUCCUCCGCAGACAUUGAUAAAAGAUUUAUUGAUCUGAUAGAAGCAUAUAAAGAACUUGAUACUGCUCCAGUAAAACAAGCUAAAAAGAAGAAAGUUGUCAAACAAACCUUAUCGGGUAGGGGAUUUCGAAAACCAACAAUAGUUUCAGUUAUGAAACAAACUGAUGAAAAAAGUAAACCUCAGAAGUCUGUCCUUCAUUCUCAUCCAAAAUCUAUUACAACUAAGCCUAAUAAGGUUGCUGCGGUUGAGGUUGAUACAGCUAGCUUGUGUUCUAAUUCGAUGAUUAGCAUAAAUCAAUCAACGAUGUCCUUGGACUCUGUUGUUGCUGAUGACUUUCAAAAGAAAUUGGCCCUUUUUCAAGAAGAAAGGGAUGAAAUCGAGCAACGAUUAAUUAAACACAAAGCUUACAACUCGGAAAGAGUAUCAUUGGAAAGAAAAGAAGAAAAAGAGAUUGAAGAAUAUAUCCCAAAGCAAUUCCUGUCAAAGAACCCUGAACCUCAACCUUUUGGCCCAUUCUUCGAGGGUGAAUUAAUUACUCUUGCUCCAAAACCGAAACCUUCUCCUAGAAAAAUUAAUGCGCCAACGAAACCUCUAAAAAAGAUAAAAAUUAGUUUAACGACUACGGCCUCUUCUGCUAUUAUGAAGCAAGCCUCUGAACGAAGAGAAAGUAACAAAUUUGAUCCAAACAAAAUUGUUGACAGUUUAUGCGAGGACAUUUUAGACGAUUGUCUAAACGAGGUUGCAAAUGAUAUAUUUGAGCUGACGGACGAAGUUGUUGAGCAUAUAGUGGCUUGUGAAUUAUGUCCAGAUGAAGUUAACCAAAGUGUACUAAACAUAGGUUAA
Dimorphilus gyrociliatus is the source of this 1814-nucleotide messenger RNA. The record is from the annotation of a GenBank genome assembly. Lineage: Eukaryota; Metazoa; Annelida; Polychaeta; Dinophilidae.